Messenger RNA from Contarinia nasturtii (swede midge), 1306 nucleotides. RefSeq lists its product as uncharacterized. The transcript is spliced from 4 exons. The record is from RefSeq and is a predicted model, not a curated record. NCBI's taxonomy places the organism in Eukaryota, Metazoa, Arthropoda, Insecta, Diptera, Cecidomyiidae. The coding region runs from base 64 to 642 and encodes 192 amino acids.
UGUCAACAUCUUUCAGUAAUAUUGAAAUUUUCCUGUUAUGAAAAAAAAGUUUUGCGAAGAAAAAUGUUUAAUUACAAAAUAUUAACGGCGCUGUUUUUUGGGAUCGUGGUUUCCGAGCUCUUUUUUGCCAACAUUGAUGCCGCUUUAUGCGGUAGAAACAGGGAAGGAGAAGAUCCUGGUAUUCCCUUGAGUCAAAUCAAAUUUAAUGUUCUUAAAAUGGAUUCGUAUGAACAAGAUAUUAAAAAGUCAUUAGAUGGUGUAUACAAUACACUGGAUAAAUUGCUGAAACACCCUUAUUUGGGAGCAGCCAUGGUUAUAUCUCUUGGAAUGAUUGGAAAAUUUAUGCUAACAACUAUCCAAAUAUUCACAAACAAAGGCGGCAAAUUCAAUUCAGUUCUGGCAAAACAAAUUGUUGAUACAGCUGAAAAAUUGGAUUUGGAAAACAAUAUCCAUCAUUUUAUAUCAACGAUGACGCAUAUCCAUCGGAGUCUUGAUCGAAUUGCAAAUAAUCGUACAAUUCAAGAAGAUGCAACGCUAACAAAUAUACAUCGUGAUCUUGAAAUUCAAAUGAAAAUUUCGAUCGUAAAAUUGGAGUUUAUAGAAAAUAUCCAGUUCUUUCGAUUACUUCACUGUUGGUGUUAAAUGCUUAUGUAAUUGCAUUCGAAGCGCUUUUGAGCGAAAGAAAACCACAUUUGGCACAACACUCAACAAUGGCAUGUGACAUUAACCGAAUUGUCGUGGAAUAUCGUUCUCUUGCUAUUUAUCAUCGAUUAAAUCUAAUCGAUGUUUCGGCAACAUAUUGGUUUUCUGAAGAUUCAGCGAAAAAAAUAAAAGCGAAAUUAAUUCCAACGAUUGCUGGUUAUCCAUACAAUGCAAACGGCUACAUCGGAUCAUCAUCGAUGGCUUGCGCUAAGAUGGGAAACAAUAGUAUACUACCACCGAUAAUGAUGUACUUAAACGAUAGCCAAAAUUCAUUUUAUGAUAUAAAAACAUGGAAUAACAUUGAAAAUUGCCUGGGGGACUAUAUGAAAUUCGCAAGAUACAAAAUCGAACGAUUUUUUGAUCAACCGCUUACAUUGUCAGAUCUUCAAUGUUCCGCUGAAGAAUGUUCGAGAAAGCGUGAAGGCACCACCACAUUUUUACCAGUGCCUGAACAUAACGAGAUUGACAAUGCAUUGUUGUAUUAAAGUAUAGUCGGGCUUGAGAUCUUUUUUAUUCAACAACAAGUCCUAAUUCAAUAUUGAAACGGAAAACAACGUUACUUAUACAGAGAAUUACAAAAUAAAAAUACAUUUGACCACGACAA